Phytophthora sojae is the source of this 279-nucleotide messenger RNA. RefSeq lists its product as hypothetical. The coding region runs from base 1 to 279 and encodes 92 amino acids. The transcript has a single exon. Lineage: Eukaryota; Oomycota; Peronosporomycetes; Peronosporales; Peronosporaceae. The record is from RefSeq and is a predicted model, not a curated record. Gene Ontology annotation, molecular function: zinc ion binding.
AUGUCGCCCGAGUGUUUAACAGAUGCAGAAAAGGCUACCGCUGCCAAGUUCUAUCGGGAAGCUGUGAAAUGGUCUGUACGCCGCGCGCACCACGAUGGCAUGCCACGAGGCGGGUGGGUGGUGCACCUGAGUACGUUUGAGUGCUCAUGUCUUUUCUAUAAAAAGUUCCUGUCUUGUGCCCACAUAAUCUGUGGACGUGCGGCUUACGGACUCAGCGUGCCUGGAGUUAAUGGGUACAAUUUAAGGAUACGCGUUUGCGCCAGAAGCGUCCACAAGUGA